Molecule: messenger RNA, 1581 nt
Organism: Cornus florida
Lineage: Eukaryota; Viridiplantae; Streptophyta; Magnoliopsida; Cornales; Cornaceae
Product: exocyst complex component EXO70A1-like
Exons: 1
Coding region: 1-1581 (526 amino acids)
Biological process (GO): exocytosis
Cellular component (GO): exocyst
Molecular function (GO): phosphatidylinositol-4,5-bisphosphate binding
Source: RefSeq, a predicted model, not a curated record
AUGUCUCAUCAGAGGCAAGAGAAUGAUGGUCACAGAGAUGGUAAGUACGUAUUUGAAAGCCAUUCUCUUUCUGCCCUCAAGGCAGAGUUCCAAACUAUGUUAACGGAUGGCAUGACGAGUCGAAUAGAAACCCACUCGCUUGCUGAAUAUCAUUCAAGUGGUUCGACUUCUUCGAGUUCAUUAAGCACUAGUUGUGAAUUACUACAAGAUGAUCACACACCGAGUAAGGAAUCCAUCAAUGCUCUCAGGAGUAUCGCGGAUAGGAUGUUCUCGGCAGGACAUGUCGAUGAUUGCAUUCAGGUGUAUGCAAGUGCUCGAAAAUCAUUCAUGGACAUGAUUUUUCAACGGCUUGGUAUCGACAAACUGAGCACUGUUGAUGUCAAAAGGAUGGAGUGGCAGUCAUUGGAGAGAGAGAUACAACAGUGGAUACAAGCAGCUAGUGCUUGUGUUCAAGUUCUCUUUCCCAGAGAGAAGCAACUCUGUGAGCAGAUUUUUGAAGGUCAAGAAGCGGGAUUAGAUGAUGCUUGUUUUUUUGAAACGGUUAAAGAUCAUGCGAUUCUCUUAUUCAACUUUGCAGGAGUUGUAAGUGUUGGGCGCAAAUCAAUGGAGAAAUUGUUCAAGAUUUUAGACCUCUACGAUGCACUGUCAGGUUUUUGGCCAAAUAUUUCUGUUGUUUUCAAGUCAGAAUCAAUGGUCUCAAUUAGAGUUCAGGUCUCUGAUACACUGACUCAGCUUGAAGAGGCAGUAAGAGGGAUUCUCUCUGAAUUUGAGAAUACAGUCCUUGGAGAGAGAACCAUUCCGGUUGUGGGAGAUCAGCCAAUCAGCACCAUGACUAUUUAUGUGAUGAAAUGUAUGACGCUUAUGAUCUCUAAAUACAAGCUGACUCUAUUUAAAUUGAUUGUAUCAAAGCCAGAGUUGAAACAAGAUGGAGGAGACUUGAUGAUGAUGUCUGAUAUAGAAUUAAUGGAAAACGAGGGUCGAACUCCUCUGGCCAUCCAUUUGGCUUGGAUCAUUGUGGCUCUACGAAACAAUUUGGCAGGCAAGUCCAAGCACUAUGCAGAUGCUUCUCUGGCUCAUGUGUUCAUGAUGAACAAUGUCCACUACAUUGUUCAGAAAAUUAACGAGUCGUUGGAAUUGAGAGAAAUGGUGGGAGAACAUCUUUUGGAGAAAUUAAGAGGACAGAUUCAGCAGGAUGCAAGUAAGUAUGAGAUAUCAACUUGGAACAGGGUGAUGCAGAUUUUGGACACUACGGAACUAGUGCGUGCAGGCAAUUGGAAAUUCAGUUUUAAAAGAGACGACAAAGCGAAGCUCAAGAAAUUUUAUGUUAUGUUUGAAGGUGCUCAUCAGACCCAAGCGAUAUGGUUGGUACCUGAUCCACAUCUCCAGGAGGAGCUUCGCAAGUCCAUUUUAAAAAAGUUGACUCCAACUUACAAGUCAUUUCUUGAUGAGUUCCGCAGAUUGCAUGGAAUAGAUUCAGAGAAAUACAUCAAGUACUCAAUUGAGGAUUUGGAAAGAUUUGUUUUUGAUUUUUUCAGAGGGCGUCAAGUAUCCAAGCAAUUGACGAGAUCUCAACAAAAUUAA